Molecule: messenger RNA, 8958 nt
Organism: Epinephelus moara (kelp grouper)
Lineage: Eukaryota; Metazoa; Chordata; Actinopteri; Perciformes; Serranidae
Gene: kif21a
Product: kinesin family member 21A
Exons: 36
Coding region: 427-5367 (1646 amino acids)
Biological process (GO): microtubule-based movement; mitotic spindle organization
Molecular function (GO): microtubule binding; microtubule motor activity; ATP binding
Source: RefSeq, a predicted model, not a curated record
GAGGCACGGCGGCGCGUGCGGAUGCGUAUUUAUCUGUGAGUGUGUGUGUGUGUUGAUGUGUGCGCGCGCGGCGGUGUGUCACCUAUCAGCAGCGGCAGCGUCAGUCUGCAUGUGGGCUCGAGCCGGAGCUGAAGCAUCCGGGCCGAACUGCGCAGAGAUGCGGCGCACGUAGACGCGACAUGCGACAUGCGGACACACGCGCAGCGCAGAUCACGAUUUAAAACCUGUGAAGAUAAUUAGAGAGUUUGAAAUGACGGCGCUGGAGUCGAGGUGAGGAGCAGCUCCGGUGCUCGGUCCGCUGCCUGCUGCUGCCGCCGCCUGCUGCCUCCUGUCUGACGGGGAGUGCGCACUUUCUUCUCGCUCCUCUGCAGGGCGCGGAGCCAACACACAGAUAUACACUCGUUUUGUUGUGUACCGAGAGGAAUCAUGUCGACGGGGCAGGAUGAGAGCUCAGUCCGGGUGGCUCUGAGGAUUCGUCCUCAGCUGGCCCGAGAGAAGAUCGAGGGAUGUCACAUCUGUACGUACGUGAUGCCCGGGGAGCCGCAGGUGAUCCUGGGCAAAGACAAGUCCUUCACCUACGACUACAUGUUCGACAUGGACUCCCAGCAGGACUCCAUCUACACCACCUGCACAGAGAAGCUGAUCGAGGGCUGCUUCGAGGGCUACAACGCCACCGUCUUUGCAUACGGACAGACGGGUUCAGGGAAGACGUACACCAUGGGGACGGGCUUUGACGUCAACAUCUCAGACGAGGAGCUGGGCAUCAUCCCACGCGCUGUCCACCACCUCUUCAAGGGCAUCGAGGAGCGCCGUCAGGCCGCCCAGGAGCAGGGACGCCCCGUACCUGAGUUUAAAAUCAAUGCCCAGUUCCUGGAGCUUUAUAACGAGGAGGUUCUGGACCUGUUCGACUCCACACGAGACAUGAAACAGAAAUCUCACAUCAAGAUCCACGAAGACGCCACCGGGGGGAUCUACACCGUGGGAGUGACCACACGGACCGUGUCCUCCGAGGCCGAGAUGAUGCAGUGCCUGAAGCUCGGCGCUCUGUCUCGCACCACAGCCAGCACUCAGAUGAACGUCCAGAGCUCUCGAUCCCACGCCAUCUUCACCAUCCACCUGUGCCAAGUUCGCGUCUGUGCCUCCGACAAUCAAGAAAGUGAGACUGACAACAGAGUCUCCAACGGAAACUCUGAGAUGGACGAGUAUGAGACGCUGACGGCCAAGUUCCACUUUGUGGAUCUGGCUGGUUCUGAGAGGCUGAAGAGAACUGGAGCAACGGGCGAUCGAGCCAAAGAGGGCAUCUCCAUCAACUGUGGACUGCUCGCUCUGGGGAAUGUAAUCAGUGCUUUGGGUGACCGGAGCAAGCGGUCGUCACAUGUGCCUUACAGAGACUCCAAACUCACCCGACUGCUGCAGGACUCGUUGGGAGGAAACAGCCAAACCGUGAUGAUUGCCUGCAUCAGCCCGUCUGACCGGGACUUCAUGGAGACGCUGAACACGUUAAAGUACGCCAACCGAGCGAGGAACAUCAAGAACAAGGUGAUGGUGAACCAGGACAAGGCCAGCCAGCAGAUCAGCGCUCUGAGGACGGAGAUCGCUCGGCUGCAGAUGGAGCUGAUGGAGUACAAGACGGGUAAACGCCUGAUGGGUGAGGACGGCGUGGAGAGCUUCAGCGACAUGUUCCACGAGAACUCCAUGCUGCAGACGGAGAACAGCAACCUGAGGGUGAGAGUGAAGGCCAUGCAGGAGACCAUCGACGCCCAGAGGGCGCGGCUCACCCAGCUGCUCAGUGACCAGGCCAACCAGGCGCUCGCCAGGGCAGGUGAAGGUGGAACUGAAGAAAUAGGAAACAUGAUUCAAGGUUACAUCAAAGAGAUUGAAGACCUCAGAGCCAAACUCCUGGAGAGUGAAGCUGUGAACGAGAAUCUGAGGAAGAAUCUGUCUCGUGCCUCCAACCGCCAGUCGCUGUACGGAGGACCCGGCUCCUUCUCCUCCACUCUGCUGGCGCCUGAAAAGGAGACCUCUGACAUCAUCGAACUCGCCAAGAAAGACCUGGAGAAGCUGAAGAAACGAGAGAAGAAGAAAAAGAAAAGUGCCAACAAGGAGGAAGUUCCUGACAAUGAUCAGGAGAAGGGCACAGAGAAGGAGAUGACGGAGCGAGUCAACGAGGAGGCAGAAAUGGAGGUCCAGGAGGGCAGCGACCACGAGGAAGGAGAAGAGGAAGAGGAGGAGGAGGAAGAGGAGAUGGAUGUGGAGGAGAGCUCAGAUGAUUCUGACUCAGAGUCAGAUGAAAAAGAGAACUUCCAGGCCGAUCUGGCCAACAUCACCUGCGAGAUCGCCAUCAAGCAGAAGCUGAUCGACGAGCUGGAGAACAGCCAGCGGCGUCUGCACACGCUCAAACAGCAGUACGAGCAGAAGCUGAUGAUGCUGCAGUGCAAGAUCAGGGACACCCAGCUGGAGCGGGACCGUGUCCUCCAGAACAUGAAUACAGUAGAAAGCGGCACAGACGACAAGGCUCGUAAGAUCAAGGCUGAGUAUGAGAAGAAGCUGAGCGUGAUGAACAAGGAGCUCCAGAAGCUCCACUCGGCUCAGAAGGAACACGCCCGCCUGCUGAAGAACCAGUCGCAGUACGAGAAGCAGCUGAAGAAGCUUCAGAUGGACGUGGCUGAAAUGAAGAAGACAAAGGUGCGUCUCAUGAAGCAGAUGAAGGAGCAGCAGGAGAAGAACAGGAUGAACGAGUCUCGCAGAAACCGAGAAAUCGCUUCAUUAAAGAAAGACCAACGCAAGCAGGAGCACCAGCUGAAGCUACUGGAGGCUCAGAAGAGGCAGCAGGAGCUGAUCCUGAGGAGGAAGACUGAGGAGGUGACGGCUCUGAGGAGGCAGGCCAGGCCCACCUCAGGUAAGGUCGUCAGGAAAAUUAAUCUCCCAGAACCGAUGCAGGACUCCACCCACAGACCUCCAUCUGGACGCUUGUACUCCUCUGGCAACGCUGCUCCCAACGGCACCCGGUCCUCCUACAGGCGUACAGUCGGUAUUUACUCCACCAGGAUCGCCCGCAAUAAAUGGCAGUCCCUGGAGCGCCGUAUCACUGACGUCAUCAUGCAGAGGAUGACUAUCUCCAACAUGGAGGCCGACAUGAACCGUCUCCUCAAGCAACGAGAGGAGCUGACCAAGCGUAAAGAGAAGGUCAUCCGUAAGAGGGACCGGCUGGUCAGGGAGGGACCAGAGGCAGAGAAGGCCAUGCUUCCUCUCAACGAGGAGGUGGACGCGCUGACGGCGAACAUCGACUACAUCAACGACAGCAUCGCAGACUGUCAGGCCAACAUCAUGCAGAUGGAGGAAACCAAGGAGGAAGGCGACACGGUGGACGUCUCUGCAGUGAUUGGUUCCUGUACUCUGACAGAAGCUCGUUUUCUGUUGGAUCACUUCAUGUCGAUGGCCAUUAACAAGGGUCUCCAGGCGGCCCAGCGGGAGUCUCAGGUGAAGGUGAUGGAGGGCCGGCUGAAGCAGACGGAGAUCACCAGCGCCACACAGAACCAGCUGCUCUUUCACAUGCUGAAGGAGAAGGCCGAGUUCAACCCGGAGCUGGACGCACUGCUGGGGAACGCGCUGCAAGAGCUAGGUAACAUCCCGGCCGAAAAUGGAGACGACAGCAGCAGUGAUGAAUCUGCACAGAGUCCGUCUGCAGAGGGAAACACUUUGACAUCAGAUCUGAUGAAACUCUGCGGAGAGACCAAAACAAGAAAUAAGGCUCGCAGGAGGACAACCACUCAGAUGGAGCUGCUGUACGCCAACAGUGACUCCGCCCCCGACGCACCCACAGCAGACUUCUCCGGUCCGAUGCUGCCAUUGGCUGAAACACCCGAGGGGGGAGGAGACGUGGACUCGUCAGGCUCAUCAGUCAGGGACUACACAGCUCUCUCCCCCGGCUUUUCCUCUAAAAUGGGCAGCAUUUCUGGCUCCAGAACUUCACCAGGGGUGGAGAAGCGAGCGCCGGAGCCUUCGCCACUGUCUCGCAGGAAGACCUAUGACAAGGCACAGGCAGCGGCCGACAGGGCAAAGGUCAAGGAGAUUAAACACCGUACUGUCUUCCUCCCCGGCCCCAUCAUCAGGAACCUGAACAGCAGCCCGCCACUUCCUGUACCCCCCACCGCCGCUUGUCCUAGUAACCACAUCGCUGCGUCGAGCCGUAUGACAGGGUGUCUGUGGCGUGCUGCUAACGUCCUGCAGGAUAAGACCAGUGGACGCCUCCACCUGUCGUCCAAACACAUCCUGCACUCUGCGUCCCCUCCUCUCUCCGACCCGCCCAAGGGCAUCAUUAACCCGGUGCCGGCCACUAAGAGCAGCCGCUCAGCGACGCUGCAGUGCGUCCACGUGGCGGAGGGACACAGUAAAGCUGUUCUCUGUGUCGACUGCACUGAUGACCUUCUCUUCACCGGAUCCAAAGACCGGACCUGUAAGGUGUGGAAUCUGGUGACGGGUCAGGAGAUAAUGUCCCUGGCUGGUCACCCCAACAACGUGGUGUCAGUCCGCUACAGCUCCAGUCUGGUCUUCACCGUCUCCACGUCCUACAUCAAAGUCUGGGACAUCCGAGACUCGGCCAAGUGCAUCCGAGUGCUAACGUCCUCUGGUCAGGUGAAUGUUGGGGACGUCUGUUCGGCCAACACCAGCCGGACCGUCACCAUCCCAGCAGGAGAGAACCAGAUCAACCAGAUCGCUCUCAACCCCAACGGAACGGUUCUGUAUGCCGCCGCCGGGAACUCAGUCAGAGUCUGGGACCUGCGAAGAUUUGCAUCCACAGGGAAGCUGACUGGUCACCUGGGUCCAGUCAUGUGUCUGACUGUGGAUCAGUCCGGAAACAACCAGGACCUGGUGAUCACCGGCUCCAAAGACCACUACAUCAAGCUGUUUGACGUCACUGAAGGCUCUCUGGGGAGCAUUGGCCCCACACACAACUUUGAACCCCCCCAUUACGAUGGCAUUGAGUCGCUGGUGGUCCAGGGGGACAUUUUCUUCAGCGGCUCUCGAGACAACGGCAUCAAGAAGUGGGACCUGGACCGCAAAGACCUGCUGCAGCAAGUCCCAAACGCACACCGUGACUGGGUUUGUGCACUGGGAGUCGUCCCCGGGUCCCCGGCCCUGCUGAGCGGCUGCAGAGGCGGGGUGCUCAAGCUGUGGCACACGGACACACUGGGGACUCUGGGGGAGCUGAAGGGGCACGAGAGCCCCAUCAAUGGCAUCUCCACCAACAGCAGCCACCUGUUCACCGCCUCCGAUGACCGGACUGUGAAGAUCUGGCGUGCACGUGGUGGACUGGACAGCACUUUAGAGGCGGCUGACAAUGUGGACGAGGUGGCCAGUAACUGAUGCCUGAAAGGACACUAACAGCAUCUAGUGAUGCUGCUGCCCUGCACUUUGACCCCUAAUUUCUCCAAUGCUGACUCCUUAAACACACACCUUCCACGCCAUGUAACCUUCAUGACUGAGCCAACAGGAAGUAAUCUCAUCUCAACACAAACUAGCACAAUCACUCCUCUGUUAGAGUCUGUGUGCUCAGAGAGUCGUGAUGAUCAGUUUCACUUCUCUGUAUCAUUAACGACUCUCUGCAGCAUCUUUUUCUCUCUUGCGCUGUAGACGAUACGUCACCGUGGAGAUAAGAACUCACAGGAUGUUUAUUUAAAACACACUCGUAGAAAAUAUCUCUGCUGCUCAGCUCUGCUCAGUGCUGUGUCAGGAUGAAGUCCACCUGCAGACACACAUUAACCAGGAAAAGUUCAGCAGUGUUAGAUUAGAAUAAAAGCGACAGGACGCUGAGUGUUGAAGGAGAAAAGUGUGGCAGAGCUAACGGGUUGGUAGCUGGUCUUCACAACCCCAGUUCUCCAAUUUCUUUGGAUUGUUUCUCUGCACUUGAAGCAGAACUAAUGUCCCCCCGCACCUUCACCAGCCCCGCCCUACGCUCUGUCUCCCCCCAAAUAACAAAAAGUGGCUUUACUGUAUGUGAAUAAGACAAAUCACCGUUCCCCUUAACGUCCCUCUCCUGCUUCUGUGCUCCUCGAUUCCUGCAGCUGUUUUAAGAUCAGCGACCAAAAUUGUGCACUCUGUCGUCUUUGCUGUCCUGCACUGCACCGUGAACAGAACACACUGUACAGUAACAGUCUCACUGUAAAGCAGCAGUGCGACAUUUUGGGGAAAAUGAUGAUUUGCUUUCUUGCUGGGAGUUUGAAGAAACUACUCUCAUAUCUGUUUGUUAAAUAUACAGCCAGCAGCUGCUUAGCUUAGCAUUAGGACUGGAAACAGGGAAACAGCUUGCUGGCUCUGGGAACAAAAUCUGACUGUGUGCAGGUCUGAAGCUCACUGAUGAACAUGCUGAAUCUCGUUUGUUUAAUCUGUACAAAACCCAAACAAUUUGUGGGUUUAACUCCAUUUUUACACUUUGGUUUUUGUUUGGAUUAAAGUAAAUAUAGACAAACUUUAUGACUUUAACUUAUAAAGUAAGUGUUCACUGGAUAGAAUAAGUGUGAGUAUAAUAUCUUGGGAAGAAAAUGAAGGCAAAGAAGUGCAUCAAUCAUUGUGCAACCAAAAACAGGAAGAAGAUAGACCUUUUCAGCUGUCAGUAACAAUCAUGGAUGUGUUAAGAGAACUAGAUAUAAUGGGGCCUUGUUCAUUCCUUUGAAAGUUGCUCCAUGGCACAUGAAACCAAAAAAGUUUGACUUCCCAGUUAUAAAGUCACCUGGAUCUUCCACAGCGUUGCUCCCGUGCUUCUAACUUGGUCUUUCAAGAAGUUACCAGACCAAAUGGGUCAAAUCUUGAUAAUGAAACGACUCAUUUCUCGGGGGUGGUGAAGCUCAAAAAAAUUUAUUCAAGGAUUUACAGAUGUUACAGACAGACCUGAAAGUUGUUGUUAUGCUAUCAGGCCACAAUGUGAAAUUGGCUUCAUAGCCCAACUCUAUUCCUGGGGGCCCGGUAGCUAUCCCCAGUUACCAAAGUGUUUCAGAGUGAGGUCCUUGCAGUCACUAUCCCAGCAACCGGAGGUGGUGAGCGAUGGAACAACUGAAGUAACUGUGGGAGUGUCCAGAAAAAAAACAAGCAUCAACCUCCGAGGCUGAAAAAUUAAGCUUAAAAACUGCAGUUCCAAUAAUGUCCACUUGAGGCUGGCUCCAAGAGCGAGUCAGUCCCCACAGACCCCCAUGUUAAAAUGUAGAAAUAAACAUGUUGACACCCUGGUACAAAAACAGAGGAAGUAGGUAUACUCUCCUGUUCCUGUGGCUCUUUGGCUGAUAGGUAGGUAGACCCUCCACUACAACACUGGUUAGCAUGCUAACACAUGAGGCUAAGAUCGUAAACAUGGUAAAUAUUAAACCUGCUCAACAUCAGCAUGUUAGCAUGCUAACAUAGCAUUUAGUAGCAGUCUGACUAAUUGCAGCCUCACAGAGAUGCUAAUAUGGCCGUAGCCUCUUGGUUGUAGGGCAGUAGGCUACCAAGCGAAACCUCCAAGGCUGAUGAAAUGAAGCCAACUUUACAGCAGAAAAAAACACGUUUACAGCCUGGUACCAAAAAACAGUUUUGGUCUCUGUAGCUAAUUUCAACAUUCUUAACAACUGUACAGAGGCUGAAUUUUUUAUAUAACUCACCUGUUAAUACUUUAUUAAGGCUUAAAGUUACGCAUAAUUAAUGGCAUGGCCUCUUUGAGUGACAGGCUCCUCAGCUUCUCAGUCAGCUCCACCCCUCACUCCUCCACAGCUCCACCCUCUUGUCCAAAUAUGGUCAUUUCUGGCUUCAAAACCAAGAUGGCAAAGGCCAAAAUGCCAAACGCAAGGCCACAAAAUGGGACUCCACAAACCAAUGGGUGACAUCACGGGAGCUACGACCAUUCUUUUACACAGUCUAUGGAAAAAAGCUUGCGACAGCUGUGCAGCAAUAUUUAAUGACUUCACUAGGGAGCGGAGGAGGAGCUGCUCGGCAGAUUUAGUUACCUUCAGACAGAGCCAGGCUAGCUGUUUCCACUUGCUUCCAGUCUUUGUGCUAAGCUAAGCUAACAGACUGUAGCUGGUAUCACUUCUCAUCUGACUCUCCAGCAGAAGUGUUUCCCAAAAUGUCGAACUCUUGAGCACUUGUGAAACCGCCACAGUCUUUGAGAAACACGUAAUCCUUUGUGAAUGUGAGCAGGUUCAGCGUUUGAGGAUAUUCUACACUUGUUGUUCAUAUUUCAUCGUAUGUAAAGCGUAUGUUCGCUCUUCUUGUUAACACUCACUAAUCCCACACUACUGAGUCAUCGUCGUCUAACUCCCAUGCUGCUACGUCACGUGCUCACCUUCUCUCCACCCUAUCAGAGGGCUUCUUGUCAUGGACUCCGGGUGAGGUCCGCUCCGCACCGAGCAGCGUGUUUGUAUAUAUGUGUAAUGGUAUCUUCUUUUUUUGUUUUCGGAGAGGAGAGGCCUUCAGACUCUGCCUGUGUCGUGAGCCUAACCACGUCUGUCUCCCAGUUCUGAUCCUUGUGGGGCCUUCCUGGAGACGCUCGUGGUCUCCGUCAUGUAACCGACGUGUUUGUGUGCUGUCACUUCUGAAUGUUCGGUCAAACAGCAGUUGUAGGCGUUUCUUCAAGUACAUAUCUGAUGUAUGUAAACAAUGUAUUUAAAAGAAAAAUCUGACUGAAUGUUAGUUUUGUGGGACCACUGAUCUGAGCGCAGUCUCACACGAGAGCCGAGAGGACCAGAAUUGACGGAAGACUGACAAGCUUUGACGCUUUGGACGGAGUUUUUCCUCCAGUGAUGUGGCAGAUUGUGUUUAGUGGCCUAUGGUUAGUUUUUUUUUUUUUUCAUCUUCGUUUUGUUUGUAAUGCUGUCCCUGUUCCACAUAUCCCGGGCGUUCCCACUCUGGAGUUUUAGCAGCCAUUCCCAAGUGGCGGACUCUGUAGCGAUUCUAAUGUCAGAUGCCUUGGUGAGAAUAAACGCCAUCUGU